AUACAGGGAAAAACAAUUAGUCUAAAAAUGUUAUUUGGAUCAGUCAGAUAUACUAAAUUUCGUAUUUGAGACAAAUGUAACAAUUACAGAAUGGCAAGUGUUCAGUGGGUGUUUAACUUUGCUAAUGCAAUUCUAGGAGUCAGUUUGCUAGCAUUACCUUAUUGUUUCAAAGAAUGUGGAAUUAUUUUGUCAAUUUUUAUGAUUCUUCUUUGCGGAUAUGUUACAAAAGUGACUUGUGAAUAUCUUUUGCGCACUGCAAAUUUUACUCGGCAAUCAUCUUAUGAGAGUAUAGCUUUUCAUUUGUUUGGACCCAUUGGAAAGUUUGCUACUGAAUUUUGCACAAUUGGCUUGGUUUUAGGAAUACUAAUUUCUUAUCAAAUUGUAAUUGGAGAUCUUGCACCCUCUGUUGUGUAUAACUUAGUUGGAAUUCAGAAUUCUCCAAAAUUACGUGCAAUAUUAAUGGUGAUAUCAAAUUUUGCCAUGCUUCCCUUAUGCAUGAUGAAACAAGUAUCUAGUCUUUCUGCUUUCAAUUUUGUUACUGUUGCAUUCUACAUUUUAUUCAUGUUUAUUAUUUUUUGGUAUGCUUUAUCAAACAUGUUACUGAACUCAUUUUGGGAUAAAGUAGAUCUUUGGAAUUCAUAUGCGAUUUUUCGAUGUUUACCAAUGAUUGCCAUGGCAUUUUCAUGCCAGACUCAAGUCUUAAUGAUACUUUCUGCUCUACCUGAUCCAACUAUGAAAGCAAUGGUUGAUGUCAUUAAUAGCGCCAUUAAUCUCUCAGCUACAUUAUACAUCGGUGUGGGUUUGUUUGGAUAUCUUGCUUUUUAUCCAGAUUAUAUUUAUGGUGACAUCUUAGAUAAUUUUGCAGCAUCUUUCAUCUCUGAUUUCAUUAAACUUGGAUUCUGGGUAACAGGAGUACUCAGUUUUCCACUUAUUCUUUUCCCCGCUAGAACAGCAAUCAACUCGAUUUUAUUUCACAAACAAAGAGAAAACGAGCAUCGUGAUUCUAUUUCGACUGCUGAUGAUUAUAUAGCUUCAGACAUUUACACAUACAUUACUCUUGGAUUAGUAUUUGGUACACUUAUUAUUGGUAUUUUAGUUCCAAAUAUUGAAGUAGUUCUUACGACAACAGGUGCCGUUAUCGGAAUAUUUUUGUGCUAUAUUUUUCCGUCUGGUUUGUUUAUUGUUGCUAGUGGUAAUGAAAAAAUGAAACGAGGAGCGCAGGUGAUUUUAUUGGUAUCUGUUGCAUCCAUGAUAUUUAGUACACAAGCGAUUAUUACACCAGUUCAUCCACUUAAAGCUAAGUCAGAUGCAGUAAAAUUAACUGAAACAACACCUCUUCGUAAUGUAAAUAUUGAAAUCGAUAACAUAGGAAUUGAUCGACAUUUAAAUACUUAUAUUGAUUCAAAUGAGCUCGCAUUGGAUUCGGAAAAUGCUGUAAAGGUCAAAAAAGUUAAUGUGCUGUUGAACGACCCACACGGUGAUUUUUUACUUAAAGAAAUCGAGAAUAACGACUUAUCGAAUAAUGAAAAUAACAUAGCUACUCGUGAAAAUAAUAUGGUUAAUCAGGAAAAUAAAAUAUUGAAUAAUGAAAUUAACGAUGUUAAUCGUGAAAAUAACAUCUUGAAUAAUGAAAUUAACGUAGUUAAUCGCGAAAAUAACAUAGUGAAUAAUGAAAAUAGUCGCAACUUUAAUUUGGAUGUAGACAAAAACCAGAAUGAUUCUUUAAUUUCAUUGAAUAAAAGAUUUUUAAAGCAACUUUAUGAAAUGGAUAUUAAUGAUACAUAAAAUCACGCAAUUAUUUAAUGCAUUUUUUUGCCUUAUUUUUACCCGAAGGUUUAUUUAUAUAUUGUAA
Molecule: messenger RNA, 1852 nt
Organism: Hydra vulgaris (swiftwater hydra)
Lineage: Eukaryota; Metazoa; Cnidaria; Hydrozoa; Anthoathecata; Hydridae
Product: putative sodium-coupled neutral amino acid transporter 10
Biological process (GO): amino acid transmembrane transport
Molecular function (GO): L-amino acid transmembrane transporter activity
Source: RefSeq, a predicted model, not a curated record